Mesorhabditis spiculigera is the source of this 552-nucleotide messenger RNA. Lineage: Eukaryota; Metazoa; Nematoda; Chromadorea; Rhabditida; Rhabditidae. The record is from the annotation of a GenBank genome assembly.
AUGGGUGUCUUCUCGCAGUCGGGCUCUCAAAAGCUGACGGUGGGCGAGCUGAAGUCUCGGAGCCAGACGUAUUUCAUCCAGAUGUGCGAAGCUUAUAAUCGAUAUAACAAAUGUCUGGCUUCACCUACAGUGAAGCAUCUAUGCUAUUCGAUGGAGCCAAUUAAGUCGAAGGUGGCGGUAGUGGACGCUGCUUUGGAAUAUGUCUGUGGUUUGGCAUACGAAGAUAUGAUCACAAAUUGGUCCUGCUACAUACGCGUCGCGUCUUCUGACGAUUUGUCCGCUUGUGAACAGUCUUUUAUUAAGCUGGCAACCCGCCAAGAGACAAUGUACAACGAAUACACGAUGGGCGCAGGGGCCUGCUUCGCCCUGCAGACGUACACCGACUGCAUCCGGCCGAGCAUUGAGGGCCUUUGUGGUCCCGUGGCUUAUGGACACGUAUUAGAGGCAAUCGGCCGGCCAGUGCACGUCUACCUUCCCCACUGUAUCAUCAGCGGCGACUCAACAAGAACAAUUUUCCUCCCGAUUUUCCUAUUAAGCCUGUUAUAUUUCUUG